UUUCCAGUUUUUCUAUAUUCAACAUGUUUGAAAAGGAAUAGGAAGAAUCAUUGGUGUUGGCCGUAAACCACUCCAAACACAUUUGUGAAAAACUUCCACCGAGCAAAAGUGGUCGUUUUCUGCCGUACAAAUCAGGCCAAAACCGACUCUUUGUCCGUCAUAUCAACAACAGCUGCUUUCUCUAACUACCGCAUUUUUUGGAGUAUAAGUCGCUCCGGAGUAUUAGUCGCACCUGACGAAAAUGCAAAAUAAAGAAGGAAAAAAACAUAUAUAAGUCACAUUUUUGGGGGAAAUUUACCCAACACCAAGAAUAGACAUUUGAAAGGCAAUUUAAAAUAAAUAAAGAAUAGUGUACAACAAGCUGAAUAAGUGUACGUUAUAUGAUGCAUAAAUAACUAACCGAGAAUGUGCCUGGUAUGUUAACAUAAAUGGUAAAUGGUAACUGGUUGUACUUGUAUAGCGUUUUUCUACCCCUUUUUUUUAAGGAGCCCAACGCGCUUUGACAGUAUUUCCACAUUCACCCAUUCACACACUGAUGGUGGGAGCUGCCAUGCAGAGUGCUAACCAGGACCCAUCAGGAGCAAGGGUGAAGUGUCUUGCUCAAGGACACAACGGACGUGACUAGGAUGGUCGAAGGUGGGGAUUGAACCAAUAACCCUCAGAUUGCUGGCACGGCCACACUCACAACUUCGCCACGCCGUCCCCAUGUAACAUAUUAUGGUUGUCUAAGGUGGGAAACACACCUGAAGUUUCAGGAUUAAAAAUAAAUAAAUCAGGUCCUCGGAGUGAAGAAAAGUCUGAGACUAUUUCAAACAUGCCAAAAUCUUUCCUGGUGAAGAAGAAACGAGGUACCUUGAGGGAAUGGAGAGAGUCGCCGCCAACUGAGUGGGAAGAAACAAACACGGCUGACACAUAUUUUAGGCAUCCAGGAGAAGAUAGAGGUGAUGUGAAUGCCCAGGAAUCUAACCCUGACCACACACUCCACCAUCUCUCCAAGUACACAGAGAUAAAGAGUAGUAAGCAGCUAUCUUGGAGUUUGGAUGCUCAACAAAGUGCCACUGUGCUUCAGCAACAAUCAGUCUUUGUGAUCCCGAUGACAAUGCCAAGACUCUUGGCUGCAUCUGGAAGAAUGGUUGCAGACCAAAUGCACGGCUGGUCCCCAAGAACGCUUCAAAACUCUUUCCCCCAUCCCGCGGCUGAAAAUCUCGCCAGCAGAGCAAAGCCCGGUUCCGGUAACUUUGUGUGCACGGUGUGCCACAAGAUGUUUCCCCUGCAACGCAUACUGACUCGCCACAUGAAGUGCCAUAGUUUGGUGAAGAGACACCUUUGUCCUUUUUGUGGGAAAGGAUUUAAUGAUACUUUCGACCUGAAGAGACAUAUGCGAACACACACAGGUAUACGCCCCUACAAGUGUGAGCUUUGCGAAAAGGCCUUCACACAACGAUGCUCACUGGAGUCCCACUUGAGGAAGAUUCACGGCAUCUACCAACAGUACGCCUAUCGACAGAGGCGUUCCAAAAUCUUUGUGUGUGAAGAUUGUGGUUACACCGCAGUUUGUCCUGAUGAGUACUUUCUCCAUGUGAGACAAUGCCACCCUGGUAGCCCCGCCCUCCGCAGAUACUUUCGCCACAAAGCACAAAACAAUUGCAAUUUCGCAUCUGAUGAUGGUAAGGCCAGCCCCUAUUUCAUGUACCCCACUCCUGCAUUUUACAUGUAAGGUCUCUUUUGGUUUCAUUUUGAUGGUUACGAUUGGUUAAGUUUUGCUAAAUGUUAAGUUUACCCUCUUAGAAAGAUAUGAACAGUGUAUAAUUUCUAUAGUAGGUUUACGGUACUGUUUGAUGGUUUUUAUUGUAGCUCUAUCAACAUUCACUUUGAACAUGGCAAUACACUUUAAAAUAAAGAAAAAAAAUAGCAUGUGUCCAAAGUGUGAAAACAAAAUCAUACAGUAAUGGAGAGUAUGAAAACUGAGGUACCACUGCAUCCAUCCAUCCAUCCAUCCAUCCAUCCAUUCAUCCAUCCAUUCAUCCAUCCAUCCAUCCAUCCAU
Messenger RNA from Nerophis ophidion (straightnose pipefish), 2045 nucleotides. RefSeq lists its product as uncharacterized. Gene Ontology annotation, biological process: epidermal cell differentiation; regulation of transcription by RNA polymerase II. Gene Ontology annotation, cellular component: nucleus. Bases 815 to 1717 code for a protein of 300 amino acids. NCBI's taxonomy places the organism in Eukaryota, Metazoa, Chordata, Actinopteri, Syngnathiformes, Syngnathidae. The transcript is spliced from 6 exons. Gene Ontology annotation, molecular function: RNA polymerase II cis-regulatory region sequence-specific DNA binding; DNA-binding transcription factor activity, RNA polymerase II-specific. The record is from RefSeq and is a predicted model, not a curated record.